AUGGCUUUUUUCCCUGCAACAGAAUCCGUGUUCCCAAGCCAUGAAGAUGGCCAUCUUCCAUCCAUCACAAGGGGAGGCUUUUCGUCGUCUUGCGAUCCUCAAGACUUCCAUAGUGUAUCCCAAUUCUUGAUGAGGAGAUCCAUGUCGUUUUCGGGGCUCGACCGGAGCGAGGAGGUGCCGGUCGAUGACGACAUGUCGGACGAUGGAUUGCAACUCGGGGAGAAGAAAAAGAGACUGAAGCUAGAACAGGUGAAGGCACUUGAAAAGAGUUUUGAAUUAGGUAACAAGCUUGAGCCUGAGAGGAAAAUGCAGUUGGCUAGAGCUUUAGGAUUGCAGCCAAGGCAAGCUCUCAAGGCUGAUAAUGAUAACCUCAAGACUCAGAAUAAGAAACUCAAUUCCGAGUUAAUGGCUCUGAAAAAUGGAGAAUCAACUAGACCUAUAAACCUGAACAAGGAAAAUGAGUGCAGCUGGAGCAAUGGAAGUGGAAAUGGCUGUGACAUCAACCUAGUUACAACAAAAGCAACAUCAGCAGACGGCAAGUUCUAUUCUCGUCCAAGCAACAAACUGAUUUAUUCUUCAUCAAUGGGACCCACAAGUCUAACACAACUCCAAAGUUCAUUAAGGGAUCCAGAUCUUCAUCAGGGCCACAAGAUUGUCACCAAUGAAGGGUUUUGCAACAUGUUCAGUAGCAUUGAUGAAAACCCAGAUUUGUGGGCAUGGCCAGAACAUUAA
Fraxinus pennsylvanica is the source of this 732-nucleotide messenger RNA. Lineage: Eukaryota; Viridiplantae; Streptophyta; Magnoliopsida; Lamiales; Oleaceae. The record is from the annotation of a GenBank genome assembly.